AUGGUUGAGAAAAAAAUAGACGACGCCCCUUUUCUUUCCAAGAUGGAAAACUUUGAAAUAUCUGAUAAGAAAGGGAAAGGUUCUAAAAAGGAUAUGAAAAAUGAAUAUAAAAGUUUAAAUAACGAAUUUCAUUUUGAUGAAGAGAAAGGUGAGAUUGAUGAAGAAGAUAAAGAAAACGAUAAAGAUAUGAAUGAAGGAGAUGUAAAUAAAAAUAAUAAUAAAAAAGAAAACAAUCAUAUACGUAUGAUUAAAAUUGAUAGAAAGAAUUUAAAAAAAAUGUUUAGUAGUCAAUUUUUUACACAAACAUUGACAGAUGAUUCAAGUAGUAAUUCUGUGUCCGAAUUAAAAGUAAUUAAGAAAUAUGCAUGUGUGGAAUUUUUUAAAAUGUUAUUUCUUGUAUCUUUAUUUUUGGUAACUUCCUAUUAUUCAUUCAUUUAUAUAUAUAAUAAUUUUAUGGGACAAAAUCAUAUAUGUGGAUCUUUGGAUAUGUAUAAUUAUAAGUAUGAAGAAUCUGUUAAUUUUAUAUCAAGUAUAAGUAAUAAUAAGUACUACAUAUUUACAGGAAAAUUUCCAUUUGAUGUUAUAACAUAUAAACUAAGAAAAGAGGCUCUGAAAAAUAGUAUGAAUGAAGAAAUAAAAAAAUAUAACGAAUCAAAUGGAAAUAUUAUAUAUGACAAGAUUUCAAAUUUGGAUGAUCAUCAUAUUCAAAUAAUAUCCUUUAAUAAAUACAAUAAUAAAAUGAAAUGUGAGAAAAAUAUUUUUGAUUUAUAUAAGCCCUUUUAUCUAAAAACUACAGAUGCACCUAUAAAAAAUCUUGAUUAUAUUUAUAAUGAGGUGAAUUAUAAUUCUAUAAGUAACCCAUAUAAUAUAGCAGAAAAAAAACUAUUCUCUGAGGUGUCCACAUUCAUGAGAGCGAAUGAAAAUAAAAAUAAGAUCUGCUUUAUUACCUCUUAUCUAAAAUCCUUAAAAGAUGAAGAUACUUCAAAUAGUAAUAAUGUCAUAACACAAAAUAAUAAUAAUAAUAAUAGUAGUAGUAGUAUCACUAGUAAUGGUAGUAAUGCUCUUGAUGAGAAAAAUAAUUACACUGAAGAAAAUAAUAACAAUGAAAAGAAAUAUUUUAAAAAUACAAAUUCAAUAGGAGAUAAUGAUAACAACAAAACUUAUCAAGGGAGUAAUGUUGUCAAUUUUAAUUAUACUAAUAAUAAUAUGGUUCCAGAAAAAAAAAAAAUUAUCUUUCUUUAUGAUCAAAGUGACCACAAUUUUGUCGACUUGGUCAUAGCCAUUUAUAGUAUGCAAUAUGGAAACACUUAUAACAACUUGAAGGAUUAUUGGGAAGAGAUAAAAAAGAAAUUUAAGGUUAUACAUGCUGAGGAAAUAUACUUAUUCGAAUGGUACUGCUUAGGAAUAAAUUACAACUUAAUAGAAAACAAUAAUCAAUACAAGUUAAAAUGUGUUGAUCUUUUAAAAUAA
This is a messenger RNA of Plasmodium reichenowi, 1470 nucleotides long. RefSeq lists its product as hypothetical. The record is from RefSeq and is a predicted model, not a curated record. NCBI's taxonomy places the organism in Eukaryota, Apicomplexa, Aconoidasida, Haemosporida, Plasmodiidae. The transcript has 5 exons. Bases 1 to 1470 code for a protein of 489 amino acids.